This is a messenger RNA of Ambispora gerdemannii, 783 nucleotides long. NCBI's taxonomy places the organism in Eukaryota, Fungi, Glomeromycota, Glomeromycetes, Archaeosporales, Ambisporaceae. The record is from the annotation of a GenBank genome assembly.
AUGACUUCGCUUUCACUGGAAAUUCUUCGACACUUUGAAACAAUCAAUAGACUCCAGUUAGAUCUAGAGGCAAGCAUCACAAAUUUAACUAAUGUCACAGAAUUAUCGGAACAACAAGAAGUGUCUAGUUUGAUUCGUGUGGGUGUUAAAGACUUGGGGAAACUUAUCGAGGGUAUGAAACAACUUGCAGAAGAACAAGAUCGCGAUAAAGACCGUCAAGCAAUUUUGCAGCGAUUACGAAGAAAUGAAGAUCAAUAUAAACAGUUGGAAAGAGUUUUUGUUAAUUCAUUGUAUACGACAAACAGACUUCAAGCAUCUUUACGUCGAGCGAUCUUAACCUCGAAACAAAAUAUUGAAAGAGAGGCAAAAUUACAAUUGUUUGCACUUGGCGAGGGGAGAAAAGGAGAAGCGUAUGAGAUGAGACGUAGAAAUCUCUCAUCGGAUGAUUCAGUAUUACGUGCUACUGAUGAUGUAACAAAAACGUUACAACGCACGGUACAGUUAAUGCAACAAGAAAUCGAAAGAAGUGCUUAUUCUGCAAAAUCAUUAGAGGAUUCAUCGCGAAUACUAAAAAGUACGUAUAAUGAAUUCCGAGGAUUCACCGCGGUAGUACGCGGCUCGAAACAACUAAUCACAAAACUGGAACAAAGUGAUUGGACGGAUCGAUUAUUAAUUCUGUUUGGAUUGUUUGUUUUUAUUCUGGUGGUUCUUUAUAUUUUAAAGAGACGUGUGUUGGAUGUGGGUAUUGGGUGGGUUACGUGGAUCACUUCGUGGAUUAUAUAA